Messenger RNA from Porites evermanni, 2069 nucleotides. The record is from the annotation of a GenBank genome assembly. NCBI's taxonomy places the organism in Eukaryota, Metazoa, Cnidaria, Anthozoa, Scleractinia, Poritidae.
AUGUUUAAUAAUAACUCUGAUUUUUAUAUCUGUGGCUACGAAUUAGUUCGAAGAGAUAGGCUUAGCGAUGGUGGCGGAGGUAUAUGCUUUUAUAUUAAAUCAACAAUUAAUUUUUCCGUGCGGACUGAUCUCAAUAUUGACGAGCUUGAAAACCUGUGUAUCGAAAUUCGCAAGCCGAACUCUAAACCUUUUAUUGUUGUCAAUUGGUAUAGGCCUCCUAACUCUCCAAUGGGGCUAUUCUCACAUUUGGAAGAUCUUGUUGCGAGAUUUGAUCUGACAAAUCUUGAAUUUUUCCUACUUGGUGAUAUGAAUGCCGAUAUGGCCUCAACCAAUUACGACAACAAUGUCCGUCAGCUAAUAAACAUUGCUGAUAUUUAUGGCCUCCACCAACUCAUUUCUUAGCCUACUCGGAUAACAGAUAAAUCAUCUACAUUUAAUUUAUACAAAUUGUCCUGAGAGGGUAGUCUGCUCCAGAGUCGCCCAUAUCAGUGUUAGUGAUCACAGUCUUGUUUAUGCGUUUCGUAAACUUUCCAUUAACUUCCAAAAGGGUCACACUUCAAUAACGUACAGAAACUUUAAAACUUUCAAUCGUGCCAAAUUUCGUAACGAUAUCUGCAAUGAGAACUAGGAAUUUUUGGCUCCAGCUCUUGAUCCCAACCAAAUGUGGACAGAGUGGAAAACCAAAUUUUUACAAAUUGUUGACAAACAUGCUCCGAUUCACAUUAAGCGCGUUAGAUCUAAAAAUUCUCCGUGGAUUACUGCUGAUUUGAAAGAACGCAUGCAUAAUCGUGACACAUUAAAGAUCAAAGCAAUCAAGUCGAAUGAUCCGCACGAUUGGGCCAAUUUCAAAAGAAUGCGUAACAAAGUUAAUACUGAAAUUAAAGCUGCUAAAGAAUUAUUUUACAAUAAUAAGUUUAAAACUAAUGGCGACCCGCGUAAAACGUGGCAAAUCAUCCACGAUCUUACAUCUCGUAAAGCCGUUAAUUUAUCGAUUAGAGAAAUAAACCUAAAUGGUACUUCUAUAUCUGGAUCAUGCGACUUGUCGAAUGCUUUCAAUGAUCAUUUCUCAUCAAUAGGACCUAAACUUGCUAAUGACAUCCCAUUAUCUAAUAACAAUGACCACUGUCAUCGGAAAUAUGUCAAAGGCAUUAACAAUAGAUUCGAGUUCCGCCCCACUGAUAGUGGACAGGUUUUAAAGCUAAUGAAUAAACUAAAUAAGUCUAAAGGGACUGGUCUCGAUAAGCUAUCAAGUCGGCUUAUUCGUGAAUGUGCUGACCUUAUUUCACCACAUAUCUCAAUUAUUUUUAAUUGCUGUUUAACUACCGGCACAUUCCCUGAUGACUGGAAAUUAGCCAAAGUUAUGCCUAUAUUCAAUCAGGGCGAUAGAAGUGAUAUGAACAAUUAUCGCCCAAUUUCUGUGAUCUCAGCAAUAGCAAAAGUCUUCGAAAGAAUAGUUUAUAAUCAGCUUUCUUCCUAUUUAUCCGAAAAUAAUAUUUUGUCAAAAUAUCAGUCUGGUUUUCGAUCCUUUCACUCAACUGUAACCGCUUUGCUCGAUGCCACUGAUAAUUGGGCCUUAAACAUAGAUCGUGGCUAUGUUAACGCUGUUGUCUUUUUAGAUCUAAAAAAGGCAUUAGACACAGUCGAUCACUCUAUUCUAUUAUACAAACUAUAUUUAUAUGGAGUCAAAGGAAUUGCCUACAAAUUGCUUUCUUCUUACUUAGAAAAUCGUACGCAAAAAUGUUCUGUCAAUGGUGUCCUUUCUAAACUUGUGGGAUUCCCCAGGGGACAACACUGGGGCCUUCGCUGUUUCUCUUAUACAUUAAUGACUUACCUAAUUGUUUAUCAAAUGUACGUGGAUGAUACUCACCUAACAUAUGCUGAUAAUGACAUCUGCUCCCUUGAGGCUUCUUUAAAUCAGGACUUGUUAAAUAUAAACAAUUGGCGUCAUUGCCAAUAAAUUGACUCUCAAUAUGACAAAAACUGAAUUUAUGUUCAUGGGAGCAAGACAAAAAUUGAAUAGUCUAUCCGUUCUCCCAGACUUAGAAAUUAAUGGUACACAAUUAAACAGA